Molecule: messenger RNA, 677 nt
Organism: Trichoderma asperellum CBS 433.97
Lineage: Eukaryota; Fungi; Ascomycota; Sordariomycetes; Hypocreales; Hypocreaceae
Source: RefSeq, a predicted model, not a curated record
GCAUUGUCGUUGCGAUUGGCCUCCUGUCAAUAAGGGAGAGGCAUACCUUAUUGUCGCCACGCUGCCAACAAUGCCAGCGCCACGGCCUCAGUCCAUCCGCGUAACCCACUUGCAGCGUGUUGGGAUUUGAGUUUGCCGCCACGGAGCCAGCCUUCCAGAACGAGGCAGCAGGGCCAAAGAACGGCUCGCUUUAGUUCUUGAACAGAGUUGGAGCUUUGUUUGAUCAGAGGCUCCACCGGCAAUUAGCUCAACCGAACCAUCAUGCUGUCUGUCGCGUUUCUCUCUUCUGUCUUGUGCUCAGCUCCGACAGCCUGCCCACCCCCUCUUUCAGCCCCGAGGCACCUCUUCUCACGGCAAUGGAGCUACUACCUGCUAGCGGCGGCCGACGGCUUGCUGGUCCGUUGCAAAAGAUGUCGCCAUGCUGCCGACCGACUCCUUGCCCGACAAAGAGCGGCGGGAAAUAUCGAAAGAGGGAGCAGAUGCAUGCUGAGGCUGCCUCACUCGACCAAUGCGUGGCCGACCCGAGUCGCACAAAGAAGCGCUUGCCAGGCUCGGCCAAUCUCGAAAUCUCCUCGAUAUUUCAUAGGGUGCAAUAAGACGCCAUCCUCCGCACGACAAUGGCCUGCGUGAUACUGCUUUGGCGUUUACGCAACACCACGGCACUAGCCCCAACGCUA